Molecule: messenger RNA, 1077 nt
Organism: Linnemannia hyalina
Lineage: Eukaryota; Fungi; Mortierellomycota; Mortierellomycetes; Mortierellales; Mortierellaceae
Source: the annotation of a GenBank genome assembly
AUGUCCAUCCUACUACUCACGUCUACAGGAACAGGAACAGGAACAGCAACAGCAGCAGCAGCAGCAGCAACACCUCUAACAAGGGACCAAAUCUACGCUCAGGGCGGCUUCCUCCAGAACUGGGUCGCUCCCAUGCCCAACAACCUCAUCCAGACCUCAACUGUCAAUCCCACCAACAAUGGCGAAAAGUAUCUUGUCCAGAACUGGGCGACCACCUACCAUACCAUUCAAAUCGGAGGACAAGAUAUCUCGUUCGUCAGCGACCCCUUCCCGGCCGCAACAACGAACUCAACGACGGUACUGCAGCUAACCUACCCCAAGGGUUCAUACGCACCGUCAAUCGGACCUGUGAUGGGCGGAGCGCAAUUCUAUGCGAAGCCGUUUGGGGACACGACACCCUUCUCCAAGAUGCUUAUUAGCUAUGAUGUAGCCUUCCCUGUGGGAUUCGAUUGGGUGUUGGCAGGUAAAUUGCCGGGCAUCUAUGGAGGCACCCCUUAUGAUGGCUGUUCCGGAGGCGUCCAGUCGACCGGAGCCAAUUGUUUGACCAUGCGGAUGAUGUGGCGUCAGAACGGUGUAGGCGAAGUGUAUGCAUAUGUCCCAGCAGACCCAAAAUCGGCAUUCUGCAAAGACUCCCAAGUCCUGUGCAACGACCAAUACGGGAAAUCCAUCGGCCGUGGACAGAUCUUCUUUCAACCGGGCGUCUGGACACGACUUGACAUGGUCAUGGAACUCAACGAGCCCGCAGGGAACAGCAAUGGCACUCUAGAAGUCUAUCAGAACGGCAACUUAGUGGUGCAGAUGAACAAUAUCCCUUACAGGAGUUCGGGAAUGGUCGGCUUUCAGGGUCUAUUGUUCUCGUCCUUCUUUGGAGGCUCGGAUCCGACCUAUGCGACCCCCGUUGAUACGCAGGUGUACUUCAGGAAUUUCCAGUUGAGUGUGGGCGCGCCUGCCAUUUUGUACGAAGGCACGGGUGGAAGUGGUGCUACUGGAAGGGCGAUGAUCGGUGGAUCGUCAUUGACGAUGUUGGGAGCUGCCACAGGGUUCGUUUUCGUCCUAGUCUCAACUCUCUUUAUCUGA